Molecule: messenger RNA, 3022 nt
Organism: Lolium perenne
Lineage: Eukaryota; Viridiplantae; Streptophyta; Magnoliopsida; Poales; Poaceae
Product: putative disease resistance protein At1g50180
Biological process (GO): defense response to other organism
Molecular function (GO): ADP binding
Source: RefSeq, a predicted model, not a curated record
GUGCACCUCGCUAGCUUUCCUUCACUAGCUUAGCUCAGUUCGAUCUAAGAGCUCGAAGGUAUUCAUUCAUCAAUGGCUGAGUCCACGGUAAGCGCCGUGCUUGGAAACAUUGGCAGUCUCGUCAUCGAGGAGACCAAGUUUCUGUGUGCAGUCACCCUUCAGGUGGCCACCCUGAAAAAUGACCUGAUGCGGCUGCAGGGCUACCUCAAGGACGCCGACAGCAGACGCCGGUCAGGGAACGAUGCACGAGCUGCUACCUUAGUGAUACAGAUCAGGGCUGCAGCGUACGAGGCCGAGACUGUCAUUCAAGCCGCAGAUCACAUGGAGAAGAGAAACAGGCUGAAGAAUGGCUUCUUAGGCGCCAUCUCAAGGUAUGCUCGCUUGCCGACCGACACGACCACCAUUCGUGAGAUUGGUGUUGAGAUUGAAUGUGUGAGGAGCAACCUCAGUGAGAUAUUUGCCAGUAUAGAGAGUCUGGAGAUAGUUGAUCUAGGUAAUAGUAAUGUUGUUGAGGAUGAGCCUCCAGAAGAGCUUAGCAUUCUGCAGCAAACAAUCGAAGAGGAUAUUGUCAUGGUUGGUUUCCGGGGUGACUUCACAGAAGUAGUGGAGAAGUUAGUUGACAAAGAGAACAAUACUCUUAGUGCUGUCUCCAUAGUUGCCAUAGGUGGGGCUGGAAAAACAACACUCUCUAGAAAAAUAUACUCUAGAAUGUCAAAACAUUUUGAGACUGUCGCAUGGGUGACUGCAUCUCAAAUGUUCAAGGGCAUUGAUUUACUAAAGGAUAUUUUGAAACAGAUUGUGGAUGAUAUAGAUGAGUACAACUUAAUAGAUCAAAUGAGUGAGUAUGAAGUGGGAAAGAAGAUAAAUGAUUUUCUGAUGCAGAAGAGCUACUUAGUAGUUCUCGAUGAUUUGUGUGAAGUAGACACAUGGGAGCAGAUAAAUAAAACACUUAAAAUCUUUCCAGAUGCAAACAAUGGUAGUAGAGUUAUAUUAACAACAAAAAAGAAAGAUGUUGCCGAUCAUGUUGAAAUGCGGAACUUUGUUCACACUCUGAAGCACUUGGACGAAGAAGAAAGUUGGGAACUCUUCAGCAGCAAAGCUUUACCAUCAUACAAUAGGCCUGCCAUAAAUUAUGUGCAUGCAUUUGAGGAGAUUGGAAGAAAGCUUGCGAGGAAGUGCAAUGGAUUACCACUUGCGCUUGCAGUUUUGGGGUCUUAUCUAUCAAAGAAUCUGAAUUUACAAACAUGGUCUGACAUAGAGUUGGGUUGGCCUGUAUCGACCAACGAUACACCACAGAUGAUGCGAGACAUACUAGCUCGCAGUUACAAAGGCAUGCCAAACAGUUAUUUUAGGUCUUGCUUGCUCUCUCUUGCCACUUUUCCAGAGGACGAUAUAAUAUUUGUAUCUGAUCUUAUUCAAUUAUGGAUAGUAGAAAGCCUCAUUCCACAUACACCAAUUCAUACACAAGAAGAAACUGCACAUAUAUAUGUAACAGGGUUAGCCGAGAGAAGCUUGGUCCAAAUCGUUGAAAUAAGCAAGGCACAUGGAUGGAUUGAGAAAAUAAAGAUUCAUGAUAAUGUGCGUCAGUGGUGCAUAGAAGAAGCAAGACAAGACGGUUUCCUAAAUAUCAUCGAUAAGUCUACAGGCCAAGCUGGUGCACCAUCAUCAUCAUCUGAUACCAUCUUAUCAUAUCGUACUUCCUUUCAGAACACUAGUGCUCAGACGUUACAAGCAACAACUCCUAAUCUCCGAAGUUUCUUUGGCUUUGGUCUCUCAUCAGUAAUUGUUGACCCUAAGCUGAGAUUAUUGAGAGUUAUACACGUCCAUGACUCAAGCCUGAAGAAUUUCAACAAGGUAAUUGGUGAGUGCACUCACCUAAGAUAUCUCAAGUUGAGAAAUUGCAAGGACGUGAGUAUCCCUUCUUCAGUCGGACAACUCCUUUACUUGCAAAGUAUAGAUCUGCGGGGCACAGAAUUGGAGAAGGUAGUUCCAAACUCACUUUGGGAUAUCCCUACUCUAAAGCAUGUUUAUGUUAGUAAGGUGACUCCACCACCUGCAAGGAGUUCUCUCCAACCAACAGAGCUCCAGACCUUAGCACUAAAUCUUGAUUCUGCUGGCACUGAAUAUCCCUACCAUGCCAUGGCUGCAUUCUUGGAGCGAAUGACUCGGUUAACAUCAUUGACCUUGAUAGUGAACUCCAUGCCUGCCGAGAUGAUUAAAAUAUUUGCAAACAUGCCUCACCUAGUUGAUCUUACCAUGUAUGAAUUCCAUGUGCUGGAUAAGCUACCUGAGAGCCAUCAUUUUCCACAAAAGCUACGGCGUCUUUGUCUAUACGCCCGUACUAUCAACGAAGACCCACUGCCAAUCCUCCAGAAGCUUCCCUGCCUUGUGGUGCUCGUGUUGAAGGGGUAUGGAGGCCAAACCAUGUCCUGCUCGACCCAAGGGUUUCCUGAGUUACAAGAGCUAGAGCUUGCAAGGAAUUUUAACACCGAGGAGUGGAGAAUGCAGUUUGGGUCAAUGCCAAAGCUCACUAGCCUAAAACUUAGGAAUUUCUCUAAGAUGAAGGAGCUCCCCCAAGCGUUGCUGCAUACAAACCUCGGUUACCUGGAACUUACAAGUACCUUCUUGAUUUCUCGACAAGACAGCACGCUGAAGGAGCUGAAGCGAAGAAAAUGCAAGGUGAAUGAUCAGUAUAAGAGCAAUGGACGCAUGGAUCUUGUUAUGCGAGGGCAGUACCAGGUGGACAUGUCAAAAUAUCGUCUCACCAGGGGUUAAUUAUUUCCCUGGCUAAGUCCAAAUUAAUAAUAAAAAAUAUUAUUAAAGUAAUUACUUAUUAAAUUAAUAAAGCAUCCUUUAUCGAAGUCCAAAUUAAUUUUCUUGUGUGUCUGUUUGUGUGACUCUUUGUAUUGUAAUAAUAAAAUGGAAAUGGGGCAUCCUUGUAUCCUGGGCUUGAUGAGACGGUGAUGGACAGUUUGUAUUUGUAUUUCUCCUGAUUAGUUUGUACUACUGUUUUCAUAAGAAA